This is a messenger RNA of Gossypium raimondii (Peruvian cotton), 2831 nucleotides long. RefSeq lists its product as uncharacterized. The transcript has 7 exons. Lineage: Eukaryota; Viridiplantae; Streptophyta; Magnoliopsida; Malvales; Malvaceae. The record is from RefSeq and is a predicted model, not a curated record. Bases 59 to 2626 code for a protein of 855 amino acids.
CACUCGAUCGCCUCUCUUUCUCUCUCACACACACAGUUUUUGGUUUAGGGUUUUAACAAUGGCGGAUGCAAAGGAAAUCUCUAAGAAGCGGAAGCGAUUAUCCUUUCCUGUAACUCGUUCGUUAAUUGGAAGCUUCAUUAGUAGCAAAUCCCAGAUUCAAAGCGGAAGCCAAUCCCAACACGGUAGAAACCACCAUGAUCAGCAACCCAUUGUCAAGAAACUGAAAAACAGCUUACCAGAUGAAGAUUCAUCGAUGGGGUGCGGUUUAUCCGCCGUUUCCAUCAAAGAUCUCCGUUUAAGACGGGUCUUCUCUCCCUCUUCCACCGAUGGAGUGAUUCCUGACAGUUUCGAUGAUACUGAGAAUCUGGGGAAACCUCAGAUUGCUAGGAUUCACUUGGGUGUAACUCAAGAACCGUUGGAAAAUGGAAGUUUUAAAAAGUUGGAUAUGUCGAAUGAGAAUUUUGUGCAGUCGACACCACCAGAUGCUGAGAUCUUUGGAGCUGAACCAGUGGUUGAAAGAAACGGAGGUGAAUUUUCAGAUCAGUUCUUAGAGAAGAAGCCAUGUGAAAAAGGCUUUCAUCAGCAGAGAGAUGCCAUGAACAAUUCAAUGAAAUCAGUUCUUAAACCUUGUUCUCGUGCGAGGCUUUUCAGAACUCCAGGCUCAUUCAGCUACAGAAGAUUGCUUCCUUACUUGAUGGAUAUCGAAAAAGAUCAUUCUGGUUCCCAAACAAUGGGUCACCCUCAAAAACCCGAGAAGGGUUUCGAAGAUGAACAUCUCUUGGCUUCAAAUGGUCCAAAAUCAUUGCCAGAUAAGACAACUAGCUGCUCCUUGGUGGUUCACGAUACUGAUUCUGGUGAGCCGUUAAUUGCGGCAUCAGUUGAGUCCUUUACCUCAAGGGACGAUGAGGCUUCCUCGAUGCCAGUGGUUAAUGGAGAAAUUGAGAAACUUGAGUUGCAAGAUUCUUUUGAAGGCCAGAAUCUGAAUUGUUUGAAAAAUUGUUCAUCUUCAACUAUAGAGGAUUCUCAUUUCAAUGAGGAAGAUUUAGUUGGUGUGGUUUCUAGUAAAAAAACAUCGACAGACAACAUCGAGGUUGCAAAGAUUAGUGUUGAACAUCCUUGCAAUGCUCAAAGUCUUGAAGUUUUGGACCAGAAUUUGUCUACACUUAAUAAUACGUGUGAAUCUUGUGAUUAUGAAGUUACAGAAAGUUCUGAAGAUGACACAAAGAGGUCUGAGAUUCAAGGGAUGCCGAAAGCCACCAUUUGUAAUUCCUUUGAAUGUCAGCACCUGAAUUCUGUGGAUCCUGCAUUAUCUGAAACGGGAGGAAACGGAAAAUGCAGUUUACAGCAGAGAGUUGACAUUGAUGGUGAAGUUGUGGAAUGCGUUGAAGACUUAAGUGGAGAAUGUAUGUUGAUGACACCGCCUGAUGUCAAUAUGUCCUCCAAGUACGAGACUGAUGGUAGCAGAGGCAACACAGUGGAUAAUGUUUCACAAGGUGUAGGUCAAGUUACUGAGAAGUCGACAAAUGAAACACUUCACAGAAAUAAUGGUCAGGGCCAUGCUAAAAGCCCAGACUCAAGUCCUAAAAACAAGAUGGCUCCAAACGCACACUUGCAUCUGAAGUUAUCUAAAAUUCCGGGUUCAUUCAGUUAUAGUCGGUUGCUUCCGUAUUUGAUCGAUAUAACAAGUCAAAACUCCAGUGCUUCUGGAAAUAAUCAGUCACUGAAAGUUGAGAAGAGUUCCAAAGAAAAGCCACUUUCACUGUUCAUUACUCCUGCCAAAGACACAUCAAUGGUAACUUCCAAUGACAAAAGGUGUCCUGUAGAGCGUCAUAAGGGUGAUGAUAUUAAGCUAGAUGUGGUUGCAGCAUCAGUUACGAGUACUUCUGACCAUAAACCAACAGAGUCUCCUACUAAACAAGUAGCUGAAUCCUCGAUGAUAAUGAAUCUACAAGAACCAGGACCACCUGUAAAACCUUCUGCUUUGGAUACAAGUCAGAAGUUAGAAACUAGGCUUAAAGAUGUGGUUGAGUCGCCAGCCAUGUCAUCAAGCUCUCCAAGAGAAGAAGGUGCUAAAUUGGUGGCUAAUCAGUUACCUCUUGAAAUGGAUGUGAACUGCAUAAAGUCUACCGAGAAAUGCGCAAACCAUGAAAAGCAAAUAGAAGCUAGCUUUGUUGAAGCCUCUAUGCCUCCUAGAAUUCCUUCUGCUAGUCUUCAAAAGGGGAUCCUUAAAAGAAACCCACGUGGAUGCAGAGGUAUUUGUACUUGUCUGAACUGUUCUUCAUUUCGGCUUCAUGCAGAGAGGUCAUUUGAAUUCUCAAGAAAUCAGAUGCAAGAUGCUGAAGAAGUGGCUUUAGAUUUGAUUAAAGAGUUAUCUUACCUGCGGAAUAUGUUGGAAAAAUCUGCUUUCGUUGCCAAAGAUCAGACCAACAUUUGCAUCGAUCAGGUCAAGGAAGCUUGGAAGAAAGCCUCUGAUGCUGAAGAACUUGCCAAAACCCGACUCAGUGAAAUGAACUAUCAUCUAAACAUUCACUGCAGAAUCCCAUGUGAGCAGCGACCAAGCGUGAGAUUUGCCGAUUAUGUUGAAGAACACGUCAUCCAUCCAAUAGCAGACUCAUCGAACAAAUAGUUUCAACAUAAGAGUUGUUCUUUCUUUGUAAUUGUUACUUUAUUAGUUAGCUUUGAUGAUGAUAUCCCCGUUUCAUUUCCAAAAUAGCAUCUGCUUAUAUUGAUAGUGGUCACACAGACAGCAUAUUUGUACACCAUUUUUCCAUGUAAGAGAAACAAAAAAGUAUGUGAAGAAAAAGGUGAUUUUUGAGUCACCAUUCGAUCAA